AUGAAAUACUUACUUGUAAGCUUUUAUUAUAUUUUUUUCCAUUUUAAUUUGUUAAACAUGAACUGUUUUAGAUGGGAAUGUCCAUCAUCUACGAAAAAACAAAUCACCAGAGUUUUGCAUCAGGAAUAAUUGCGAGUGAAAUCAAAAGAUACAGAAGAUACAUUGGCACAUCCGGGUCCUUCAAAGGAGAUGGCGGUGGGAGUGUUUGGAGCGAAAAGGGAUGUCUUUUGGGGAUGCAGAUUGAGGUGGAGAACUUGAAACACACAGUGGACCAAAGAAAGCGGCCGGCAUCACCAGCAUCAGGCGGGCGUUGUGCUAUAAUUGCAAUUGAAGACAUUAUUGCAAAUAUACAGGUAAAAUUGAUCGACAAAUUUAUAAUGAUUUUAAAUUUUAGGACCUUAUUAUGUUUGGUAAACCUGCUCCCGUGUUUGACGCUCUUUGUGGGGAUUGCUGA
This is a messenger RNA of Bursaphelenchus okinawaensis, 454 nucleotides long. The record is from the annotation of a GenBank genome assembly. NCBI's taxonomy places the organism in Eukaryota, Metazoa, Nematoda, Chromadorea, Rhabditida, Aphelenchoididae.